AUGCCCCGUUUCAGAGCCGCAUCUUCCCAGUCUACCCCCCAACAACAAAAGCAAACCCCUUUUCAGGAAUUCAAAAUGGCAUUUAAUAAUCCGGGUCUUCACCGAAUCGACCGCCCGUUUCUGCCUCUGUACCAUAUCUACGAAGAUUUCGACAAUUACCUGCGUCGCGCGAGUGGACACGCCGCGGUUGGAUGGCAGCCCAAGUUUGACAUUGACGAGACCAAAGAGGCGUAUCAGCUGUAUGGAGAAUUUCCAGGAAUAAAGAAGGAAGACGUCAAAAUCGAGUUUCCUGAGCCGCAGACGAUACAUAUCCACGGCGAGCGGAAGCAGAGUGACACUGGCAGCAGCCCUCAGUCGACGGGGGCCGGCGGCGACGGGACCGAUUUCGACCAGCAGCGCAGGAAUGGGAAGGGAGAAGAAGCCACGGCGGAAGUAGAGAACGAGAGGCUGGCCGAUGAGCCCAAGAAGUGGCUUACGGAGCGGCGCACGGGCGAUUUUUCUCGCAUAUUCACGUUUCCGGGUCGUGUCGAGCACGACAAUGUCAGUGCUGUAAUGGAAGAUGGCAUUCUCAUGGUCACAGUACCAAAGUUGGAGCCUCAUGCUGCUCACCAGGUUACCAUUCAAUGA
Akanthomyces muscarius is the source of this 627-nucleotide messenger RNA. RefSeq lists its product as uncharacterized. Gene Ontology annotation, biological process: protein folding; response to heat; response to salt stress. The record is from RefSeq and is a predicted model, not a curated record. The coding region runs from base 1 to 627 and encodes 208 amino acids. The transcript has a single exon. Lineage: Eukaryota; Fungi; Ascomycota; Sordariomycetes; Hypocreales; Cordycipitaceae.